Molecule: messenger RNA, 132 nt
Organism: Racocetra fulgida
Lineage: Eukaryota; Fungi; Glomeromycota; Glomeromycetes; Diversisporales; Gigasporaceae
Source: the annotation of a GenBank genome assembly
GCCAACAAGACGAAAUAGUAGAAUAUGCCAAAGUACAGCAACAAAUCCUAAAACAACAACAGCAACAUCAACAACAGAUACAACUACUAUCACAACAAAUACAGCAACUACAAGCAGAACGGAAUAACCAAA